CUCCUCGACAAGCCCCUAUCUGAGAUAAGAAACAGCGGCUCGAAAUGAGAAUACUUUCAACUACAAUAUUCCUCUACUUCAUUGUCAUAUUCCUUGCCGUUGUCGUGAAUUCGUUCAAAGUUCCUCCCGGCAAAGGACAAUGCUAUGUUCCGAAAGGAGGUAACUGCUACCGAUGCGACUGUAUGAAACCAGCGAAAUGCUACAAAGGAGAGUGCCGCUAAAUCACGCUUGACUCCAAAUCGUCAUCAUCACUUUAUAUCCAACUGUGAUCGAACCUCUGUGAAUAAAACUUUGU
Molecule: messenger RNA, 295 nt
Organism: Cylicocyclus nassatus
Lineage: Eukaryota; Metazoa; Nematoda; Chromadorea; Rhabditida; Strongylidae
Source: the annotation of a GenBank genome assembly